Molecule: messenger RNA, 522 nt
Organism: Striga asiatica
Lineage: Eukaryota; Viridiplantae; Streptophyta; Magnoliopsida; Lamiales; Orobanchaceae
Source: the annotation of a GenBank genome assembly
AUGCCACAUUAUAUAAGGCAUCGUCGUCUUUGGAAGUGUGAAACAAGACCUGGAGGUGCAGAAGAGGCGAAAAUUUCACAGGGUGCCGGCGACCUUGCUCUUAACAUUGACGCGCGCUUCAUACUUGAACCCAUUACGGUGAAGUAUUUGACAUCGUUAUCCUUCCCGUCACAGGGAUGCUUAGAAGCGUUGGAUGGAACCUAUGAUCCCGUGGGUGUUCCUCAUCCAAGAAAAGACUCAAAAACGCUUGUGAAGGAAAUCGAACCUUUCCUCGACUUCAGCCACCGUGAAGUUUUCCCCGAGAUCUAUAACCAAUACACCGCGGCAGUAGGCGAAGACAUUCGACCCUGGUCUGUCAUUUCUCCAUUCAAGACCAAAGUGGGCCUCUACAAGGAGGUCUAUAAACAGGUUGUCGACCUCUUUGGUCCACCGAUCAUCGUAAAGAAACUCAUCUUGUGUGGCUUCCUUCCCAAACGGGCCAUUAUCCUGAUUUUCGAUGACAAUAUAGGAUUGGUUAAAUGA